GUUCCACUCUUUCCAUUCUCUAUAUAUUUGUGUAUUUUUAGUACUGAUGAUAAGUGCAAAGACAAAUCCCAACAAGUGAUUGAGACAGAAAAUCUUGAGAAGAGAAACAAUCAUCGAUCUGAAAGAUGGCAGAAGGCAACGAAUUCCAAAUUCCAAGAGUGAAACUGGGCAGUCAAGGCCUUGAGGUCUCAAAGUUGGGAUUUGGAUGUAUGGGCCUGACAGGAGUCUACAAUUCUCCUCUCUCUGAUGUGGAUGGAAUCUCAAUAAUAAAGCACGCUUUCAGUGAGGGAAUCACUUUCUUUGAUACAUCUGAUGUUUAUGGACCCCAUACUAACGAAAUUCUGCUUGGAAAGGCCUUGAAGCAGUUGCCAAGAGAGAAAAUUCAAGUAGCCACCAAAUUUGACAUCCAAAGAGUGGGAUCUCCUCACAUUACAGUGAACGGUAGCCCUGACUAUGUUCGCUCAUGCUGUGAGGCUAGCUUGAAGCGUCUUGAUGUGGAAUACAUUGAUCUAUAUUAUCAGCAUCGGAUUGACACGAAUGUACCUAUAGAAGAAACUAUAGGCGAACUUAAGAAACUGGUAGAGGAGGGAAAAGUCAAAUAUAUUGGUCUAUCUGAAGCCAGCCCAGACACAAUAAGGAGGGCACAUGUUGUGCAUCCCAUCACAGCUGUACAAAUGGAGUGGUCUCUCUGGACUCGUGAUAUCGAGGAAGAGAUAAUUCCACUUUGCAGGGAACUUGGCAUUGGAAUAGUUCCAUACAGUCCUCUUGGUCGUGGUUUUUUUGCUGGCAAAGGAAUCGUGGAAAGCUUCGAUGCAAACAGUACCUUGGCCAUGUAUCCUCGGUUCCAGGGAGACAAUUUGGAGAAGAACAAGACCGUUUAUACCCGAAUAGAAAGCCUUGCUAGAAGGCACCAAUGCACUCCUGCUCAGCUAGCACUAGCAUGGGUACUUGAACAAGCGGAUGAUGUUGUACCCAUACCAGGGACAACUAAGAUAAAAAACCUGGAUGACAAUAUUGGCUCUUUGAAGAUGAAACUUACAGAGGCAAACCUGAAAGAGAUAUCUGAUGCUGUACCCAACGAAGAGGUAGCUGGUAGUAGAAGCUUUCAAAACAGGGAUCAGUUCCAAUGGAAGUUUGCUAACACUCCUCCAAAGAAUUGAUUGUCUCAACUUAUACUGUCAUGGAUGUUGUCCACUUCACUUUGAUAAGGCGAUGCUUUUGUGGAUCGAAUGGCUUAAUAAACCAUCUGUAUCAUUCACGCUGCUAAGUUAGCGACACGAUUAUAUAAACUUUUUGAGAAUGCACUAAUAUUGUUGCUUUGUAUAACGCAUUAUGGUAAAAGUUGAAAAAACUUUUGGGUUUGUUUGUUAA
This is a messenger RNA of Alnus glutinosa, 1371 nucleotides long. Its product is annotated as probable aldo-keto reductase 1. The coding region runs from base 126 to 1160 and encodes 344 amino acids. The transcript has 7 exons. Gene Ontology annotation, cellular component: cytoplasm. Lineage: Eukaryota; Viridiplantae; Streptophyta; Magnoliopsida; Fagales; Betulaceae. The record is from RefSeq and is a predicted model, not a curated record.